This is a messenger RNA of Purpureocillium takamizusanense, 1320 nucleotides long. RefSeq lists its product as uncharacterized. The transcript is spliced from 2 exons. Lineage: Eukaryota; Fungi; Ascomycota; Sordariomycetes; Hypocreales; Ophiocordycipitaceae. The record is from RefSeq and is a predicted model, not a curated record. The coding region runs from base 1 to 1320 and encodes 439 amino acids.
AUGGCAACUGCCACGGGCUCGCAUGCCAGCUCAGAUCCCUUUGAUCUGGAUAAUCAUGUCCCUCUAGUUUUCGCCGACCGGGCCCGUGCAGCCCAGCUCCAAAACAGCUCCCCGGUCGUAGACCGGCCGAUUGGUGUCUCACCUGCGCCACGGCGAUCGGCCCGGACGCCAUCCUCGCCUUUACUGCGACUCUCCAAUACUGCUGCUACGGAAGGGGCACAGUCUGCAUUCGCGCCGUAUAGGCCCUCGUUAGAACCCAUUCUGGAGCCCGUUUCCAUCGUCGAAGGGGCCAACAGGGUCGCACAAGAGCAAACGGAUGCGUAUAACGCCAAAUUGGCAGUCUUCCAAGCGUUCUGUGAAUCAUUCGACCACGCCGCCAAGCAAUUCACGUCUGGAAUAGAGUAUAGCUUUGCGAACCAAUUCGCCACCAGCUUCCUCGACUUUUGGCGCCAGUCUCUCUCUAUGCUGCCGCUCGCGACCGCGCCGACGUACAGCAGCGUCGCCGCCGGCCGCAGCCCUCUGCAGCCCUCCGGGGGCCACGCCACUCCCUCUUUUGCGGCCCCGCCGCCCGCACCACAACAAACAGCCGACCAACGUCUCCAUGGACGACCAGUCCCCGCCCCACCGAAAGAAGACCUCCGGGUCUUCGUGCGACUAGACGCCGAAGCGCCGGCGAGGAAGUUCGAGUCGUACGCGAUCCGGACCCACAUCGCCGCGAAAGUCGGCAUCGACCUCCACCAAAUCCCGGCAGCGUUCCCCGUGAACUCGGGCUGGGCUCUUCGCACUACAGAUACAACUACCAGAGACCUCAUCGUCCAGUGCCAGGAGGAAUGGGCGCAGGAUCUCGGUGCUAACACUGUUGAGACCAGUCGAAAAUGGUACACCUACGUCGUCGCCAACUGCCCUCGCAGGCUCACCGAUCUGCAAGGCAACGAAGCCGACUACGACGAAGCCGUUCGAGGCGAAAUUACCUGCCAAACUGGCCUUUCACCCGUCAGCAUCCGUCCGAGCCGUCAUGAUUCGAACGACCUCCCAAGAACCGCGUGCGAAAAAUGGGAGAACAGCUAUUCACCCAGCGAGCACGACAGACUGAGCAAAACGAACAAGGGGUCCAACCAGGCCCGCGAUCGCCAAUCGCGCCGCCUUCUGUACCCGAGCAAGUUCAGCCUCAAGAUACAGGCUUGGACGCUUACCACGAACAAGAAAGUGGCGUCGCACCACAGCCAGACGCGUCUCAGCAAGACGACGGGCGGGAACCAGAACGCCGCGAACCCACUCCACAAUCUGAGAGCGUCCACUCUGCCCUCAGCCCGGCCGUGA